This is a messenger RNA of Daktulosphaira vitifoliae (grape phylloxera), 678 nucleotides long. RefSeq names its product gamma-aminobutyric acid receptor-associated protein (gene Atg8a). The coding region runs from base 51 to 461 and encodes 136 amino acids. Gene Ontology annotation, biological process: macroautophagy; autophagy of mitochondrion; autophagosome assembly. Lineage: Eukaryota; Metazoa; Arthropoda; Insecta; Hemiptera; Phylloxeridae. The record is from RefSeq and is a predicted model, not a curated record. Gene Ontology annotation, molecular function: GABA receptor binding; ubiquitin protein ligase binding. Gene Ontology annotation, cellular component: cytosol; autophagosome; autophagosome membrane. The transcript is spliced from 3 exons.
ACAAUGCAAUUUGUCUUUGUUAUUAUUCAUACGAACGUAUAAACAUUUGUAUGUGCUUUCCGUGUUUAAUUGGAUUUAGUCAGUUGAAGUAUUGUGUAUUAAAUAAAAUUAUGAAGUUCCAAUACAAAGAAGAUAAUGUGUUCGAGAAAAGAAAAUCGGAAGGCGAGAAGAUCAGAAAGAAGUACCCUGAUAGAGUUCCUGUAAUAGUGGAGAAAGCUCCAAAAUCUCGAGUUGGCGAACUUGACAAAAAGAAGUAUUUGGUUCCAUCUGAUUUGACAGUUGGUCAGUUUUAUUUCCUCAUUAGAAAACGAGUACAUUUACGUCCGGAAGAUGCUCUUUUCUUUUUUGUCAAUAAUGUCAUUCCACCUACAAGUGCUACAAUGGGAUCUUUAUAUAAUGAUCAUCGUGAAGAGGAUUUCUUUUUGUAUAUUGCUUACAGCGAUGAAAAUGUCUAUGGUUAAUUAAUUGAAUUCAUAAAAAAAGGAAAAAUUGAUUAUUUAAAAAAAUUGUUGGUUUAUUCAAAUGUGUUUCAUUAUAUAAAUUAUAAACAUUAUGUUCAUUGUAUUAUGUAUAAAAAAAUAUUUAAAAAUAUAAUACACACAUAUUGUUAUAUUAUCUAUUUGCUCUAAUUUGUCUUGAAAUAUUAACUAUCUAAUAUAUUUGUAAUUAUGAAUAUUA